This is a messenger RNA of Magallana angulata, 2627 nucleotides long. RefSeq names its product tetraspanin-13-like. Gene Ontology annotation, cellular component: membrane. The record is from RefSeq and is a predicted model, not a curated record. Lineage: Eukaryota; Metazoa; Mollusca; Bivalvia; Ostreida; Ostreidae. The transcript has 6 exons. Bases 94 to 765 code for a protein of 223 amino acids.
UGAAAUACGCAACUACCACCGGAAAUACAAAGUCACGUGAGACAUUGGUCAUAAUACACAUCUGCUGCGUUGGAAGAUAACUUGUGGUUGACGAUGGUUUGUGGAGGUUUUACUUGCUCCAAGAAUACCCUUGCAGCCUUAAAUAUAUUUUACAUUUUGGUGUCCUUUGUGUUGGUGGGAGUUGCUGCCUAUGCCCGAGUGGUAACCGUGGUCACCAGCCUUGCUCUGGUGGGAGGUGUCAUUUCCUGUGGCGUCUUCCUAUUCUUCACAGCCUUAAUAGGACUUAUAGGAGCAUGUAGACACCAUCAAGUGCUGCUUUUUUUUUACAUGAUCAUCCUGUUCCUGGUGUUCUUGGUCCAGUUCUCCCUGGCCUGUGCCUGCCUGGCCGUCAACGAGGAGCAGCGAGAACAGCUGGCCAAGUCUGGCUGGGACUUCUCCAGUAACGAGACCCGCAUCAUUGUCCAGGCCACCUCCCAGUGCUGCGGAUUCAAGGACCAGGACGGGGGCCAACACCCCUCCUGUAAAAGUUUGAAGUGUUGUGCAGGUUCAGAUGCUGGAUGUUGUUCAGGGAUCAAUAAUUCUACUUUGAUGAAUUGUCCAUGUUCAUCUUGCUUAGAGAAACUUAGUGAUAAGAUAAACUACGGCUUCAAGUUGACGGGAGGGAUAGGCCUGUUCUUCAGUUUUACGGAGAUCCUAGGCGUCUGGAUUACGGUUCGAUAUAGAAACCAGAAGAAUCCACAAGCCAAUCCUAGUUCAUUCCUUUAAUUACUCACAACUUAUAGGUGUGUGGUUGGCACUGCGGUAUAGAAACCUCAAAGAUCCCAUGGCAAAUCCCAGCGCAUUUUUAUAACAGUAGCUCCUAGUUAAUUAUUAAUUUAUCAUUCAAUAAAUAGAUUAUAUCGUAUAUGCUAUGUGAGAGAAGAGAACAUGGGGUUAGAAAUUGAGGUUUAUAUGGGGUGUGGUGUUUACUGGUAAAUGUUAGUGACUGAGAGGUGUGAAUUGUAUGUAUAAUAAUACCUUAUUGCAUUAAUGAAAGGAAGAUGAAAAAGGAAUGAAGGUUGUAGAUUUGUUUAAUUCAAUUUUCCUCUGGCUAAUUUUUUUUCUUUCCUCCUGAAAAAAAGAAUAGGGGGAGAAUACAUAUUACUGACAAUUAUAUACAUAUACUGGUACACGUGUACGGUGUAUACAUGUAUAUCAUGCGUAAACUGAUUUUUUUUAUUCCAAUUUUUUAUUUAUCAUAUGUUAACUCAACACCUUUGAAAUACUUUUAGAGAUAUUAAUAUUAUAAGUUCUAAAGUACAUGGAAAUUCAAUGUCAUUUCAUGUGUGAUUUUCAAUGAAAAAUUUUAAACAACUGUCAAAACUCAUAAGUUUGUGCAAUAUUUGCAAUUGUUUGUUGCUUACUUUUAUUUAUAGCCACCUGUUGUGUACAUUCAUGGAAAUAACUUGUUUCAUAUCACCAAAAACAUGUUUUUUGUAAUUAAGAUGUAAUUUGAUAAUAAGAUUGGGGCAUUUUAUUAACGGGAGAAACUUUGGUUUAUAUUGUGAUAAUGUGAGUGCUUCUUUACCCGAGAUUUCUUUUCUUAACCUCCAAAGUAGUGUGUAUAAAUAUAAUGUGGGGAUAAAAAUUAUUGUGAGAUAUACCAUAAAUGUAUUAGUGUAUGGACAUUUAUGUACACUCAAUGGUCCAAGUGCAAAUUGUCCUUUAUACACCUAAGGUACUAUAGGAUGUUCACCCUUGGUCUACAAUCAAGUACUCUAUAUCUGUUUACAUUCCAUAUAUUUUCGACACUAUAUUUAUACUCUUAAUUGAUUUCACUGAGACAUGACAAGAAUAGAUAUUCAUAAAACUAAAAUUGAAUUGUGAUAAUUCAGAAUCUCAGAUUUGUGCAGUGGAGUGACUGAAUUAGUUAUUUCUGUUUGAUUUCAUUUCAUUUGGUACAAGCACUUGAAACCUUGGUUUUAUCUAACUCUUAAAUUUCAACAAAAAAUGUAUAAAUACAUGUGCUGUAGUAAAUAUUGUUGGUUUUUAUCUCAUCGACUGUAAAUACAUCCCAGAUGUAUCUAUCUAUAAAGCUUAGUAAAGAAAAUUGUAAAAAUUGUUUUUUGAGAUUGACUUAUUCUGUACCUCUGUGUCAUAUUACACAAACAUGAGAAUAACAAUGAGAGUGUUACUUCUGAUCUCUGUUUUGUUGUUGUUGUCUCCCUUGGACAUGACCGUUGUAUCCUACUGUUUAGAAAUCCAUUUUUUAAUUUAGAAUUGAAGGAAUUUUUUUUAAUGGAAUAUUGGUGUCUGCUGUAUGUCUUGGCAUAUAAACAAUGAAAUAUUCUUAUGUGAGAGUAGGAAGUAGGUACUGCAAAAAUAAAGACCAUCAUCGACAAUGUUAGGAGUCGAGACAUUUCAGUAUUUGCUUUGUUUAAUCUUCCAAAAAAUUGUUUCAUUAAGAGUUUCUUUCACAUUAAGAAGCUGGAGAUUCUGAAGAUGUUUUACACGUGUGCUAAGACAUACAGCAUAAUUAGUAGUUUUAUAUCGAGUUUUAUUUAUUUUCUUAAUAUAUUGUUUUUGUUUUGUCAUUUAGUUUUGUAGGUAUAGAAAUUAUGGGAUAAAAUAAAGCACAAUUCAGUAUA